Molecule: messenger RNA, 309 nt
Organism: Fusarium coffeatum
Lineage: Eukaryota; Fungi; Ascomycota; Sordariomycetes; Hypocreales; Nectriaceae
Exons: 1
Coding region: 1-309 (102 amino acids)
Source: RefSeq, a predicted model, not a curated record
AUGGAGCGACUUCUUCAAGACGGCCGUCCUUGCCAUACUGUUAAGAUCCGCAAGGAUAAGGUGGAAGACGAGCACAAGCUCAAGGGUGCCUGCCAGGCCAUCUUCCCUCCUGCAAAUAACGGAAACGUCAGUGUCGAAUUCUGUUUCGACAUCCCUGACGAUCCCGACAACAUCGAGGUCUAUUACUUGUCGUAUGAUAGUGUGAACUUGGAAGAAGAGCUGAAAAAGAAGGGAGCUGACAGCGGUCUCAAAACGGAGGAAAAUACCGAGACUAAUGUUGCUAAGAUGCCAACGGUUCUGUGGGGUUGA